AUGAACAUGAACAUGGACGAGGAUGCGGUGCUCUGUGUUUUAUCAGAUCCAGUUGCGGACGGGGGUAUGUUUGAAAAUAUCCGAGAGAUACGUGGCUGGUACGCUUUUGAACAGCGCAAGCACGUCAGAAGUGACCUUUGGGAUCGGGUGGUUCACCUGUCGACAUCAAAAGACGGUGUCUUCAAUGCCGGGAAUGGCGCCGUCAUCCACAGGAGUCGACUGAGGAGCCGACCAGGCUGGAUGCGGGAAACGUUAUUAAAUGACAACGGGAAAAUAUGUUACAUGGAUGCACCUACAGCGCUACUCCAUGGGAAUUCAUCCCCUCCUUCGCCAGUCCCACCCGCCAUCGUCAAGUCCACCGAGACCCCUCUGCCGAAGUCGCUGAAGCGCCGUUCGACCCUAUCGCGGGUGACGCUAUGGAAUAUGUUCCCUGCGAACAACCACGUCGUGCUUCGGUGUCCUCCGACUGGGACUUCCGACGACGCCGGGGGCGGCUUGCGAUUCCAUUGCACAGAACUUGAGAGACCACAGCGACCGUUCCACAGUAAACCCAUUUACGCUGGUAAUGACACCGUAGGCCGCAAAUUUCACUCGGACGGCAUCCUCGUUCACUUCAAACGGCACGAUGCAAACAUAAAUUGUUGGACGGCGCUUGCUCCGGCGGCGGGUCUCGGAGCCGCAGUAGGGGAAAAAGGCUCUGCGUACGAACUAGCGUCUCGCUCCUCCACAUCCCUUAUGGACUGUGGCCACAUCCUCCGCUGUGUACUUCUUUGGACGGCCGAGGGUGUUUUUGAGCGGUGCCGGUUGCUUGAUUUCGCUCUACUGUCAGCUGGACCUUACCAAAGGAAAGUCAGCCAAAUACCUCCCGCGGAAUCUGGCACCACAUGUCCGGCAUCCUCGAAAAACCUCACGUCACAGACAUAUCCGCCAUAUCCACCGCGGCGUGCAGCACAUUUUUCAUACCGCGGGGUGGCUUUCCACGGAGAAAAUGACAGGCUCCAAUCUCCGCCCAAGACUGACAGCAUUCUGUACAACUCCAAACAAAUUUAUUUCUUUCCUCGUUCCCAGGAAGUCGGUGAAGGGACUUACACACAUACAUACAAUAAGUGUAUUGCUUCGAAUACUGUCGAAUGGAUCUGUAACGUUGACAGAGCCCGCGAGCCAGAACCUUGGGAAUGGCACCUUUUACCGAGAUAUCCAUCUUCGCAGUGGGAUGGGUUGCGCUUUGACAUGAAUAAGAGAACAUGGAGAAUUUUAAAACAGCGUCAGACGAGCAGACCAUCUCGUACUCACUGGCAGGCAGGCAUGUGGCCUCGUCAUGAGUUUCGAGGCGAAGCGCAGGCGAAAAUAGGAGGAGUCGAGACUGUGCGCGAGGAGCGAGUCAAGAUGGCGGUGCUUUUGGGUAAGCCGUCUUUUGUGUGGGAGGGUAUCCGACGAGACCAGAUGAUGAGAGGGAUUGGGAUCUCGCAUAUCCCUGCGAUGCGCAAGUACCUGAUGAAUCUGCGCGAUGCGAGCGAGCACUGGGAGGUCAUCCAGGUCGAGCGGCUGGCAUGGGGAUGCCUCUUGCGGAUGCGAACCGGGGGUAUACGUACGUGCAGUGGCAGCUACAGUACACGGUAGGAGGAGAGCCACGCCCGAGGGAUUUCCGGGGCACAAAUUGUUUCUGUGCGUGCUUUGGGCGUGUGUGGAAUCAAAUAAAUAAU
Messenger RNA from Fimicolochytrium jonesii, 1703 nucleotides. RefSeq lists its product as uncharacterized. The coding region runs from base 1 to 1620 and encodes 539 amino acids. NCBI's taxonomy places the organism in Eukaryota, Fungi, Chytridiomycota, Chytridiomycetes, Spizellomycetales, Powellomycetaceae. The transcript is spliced from 8 exons. The record is from RefSeq and is a predicted model, not a curated record.